CCUUGAAAUCCAUGAGAAUUCAUCCCAUUGCACUCCAUUGGGGAUUGUCAUGGCUGGCCAUGGAUCAUCGAGUCUCCUCGUUUUCCUCCUCUUCUUGCUCCAUCUUCUUCUUGUCUCAUCCUUUCGAUUCUCCUUCUCGCCCCCUUUCACGGAGAAUGACAGGAUCCUGGUGGGAGGCAACGCAACCAAGACGGGGUCUUGCUUGCGCCUGACUUCCAGAUCGCGAUUCGAGACCGGGCGAGCAAUCUACGCGGAGAGAAUCAGACUCGUCGAUAGCAGCUCCAACACUGUUUCAUCCUUCAGCACCAACUUCAUUUUCCGGAUUCGCCAGGGCCUGAUCUCCGCCGAUGGCCUCGCGUUCUUUCUCACCUCCUCCACCGAGGACCCGCGAGUUCCACCGGAGGAGAGCUCUGGCCGCCAAUUGGGCUUGAUAUCGGCGAACAGAGAUGGAUAUCCGAGCAACCAGAUGGUGGCGGUGGAGUUCGACACAUACCCAAACGUGAACGAGACGCAAGACCAGCACGUCGGCAUCGACAUAAACAGCGUGAGGAACUCGUACCGGGUGGCGAAUCUCUCGUCCAGCGGGCUUCAAUUCACCAACAUGACGCUCAUGUCCGCCUGGAUCGACUACAGCAGCAGCAGCAGCGUUUUGGAGGUGAGAUUGGGCUACUUUUACGAGCCAAGGCCCGACGAGCCGAUGGUUUCAGGCGUGGUGAGACUGAACGAUUUCUUGGGUGAUCGCGUUUGGGUUGGAUUCUCAGCCGCAACGGGUGCUUUCGCCGAUGGCUAUGAAGUUCUUGCAUGGGAGUUUGCUGCUGGAGGUUUCAAUCCAGAGAUCUCGCCACCUUUGCUCUCCCCGUCACCGUCACCUUCACCAUCACAGUCACCACCGUCACCUUUACCCGCGUCUCCUGACUCGUUGGAGCCACCGUCACCACUUUCACCCCCACCUUCAUCGCCGCCGUCACCACCAGCACCAGCACCAACACAAAGCUCUCCUUCCACCACUCCAUCUUCAUCACAACGUAGAAAGCCGUGGCCAUGCGCUUUGAUGCUCUUGUUUGCGCUAGCUCUAGUAUAACCUGAGCAUGGCUAUUAUAAAAUAAAGAAUCAAUCUUUUUUAUGCUA
Selaginella moellendorffii is the source of this 1128-nucleotide messenger RNA. Its product is annotated as lectin. The transcript has a single exon. Bases 50 to 1081 code for a protein of 343 amino acids. The record is from RefSeq and is a predicted model, not a curated record. NCBI's taxonomy places the organism in Eukaryota, Viridiplantae, Streptophyta, Lycopodiopsida, Selaginellales, Selaginellaceae. Gene Ontology annotation, molecular function: carbohydrate binding.